This is a messenger RNA of Impatiens glandulifera, 1974 nucleotides long. RefSeq names its product probable sphingolipid transporter spinster homolog 2. Gene Ontology annotation, cellular component: membrane. Gene Ontology annotation, biological process: transmembrane transport. The transcript has 16 exons. The record is from RefSeq and is a predicted model, not a curated record. The coding region runs from base 240 to 1811 and encodes 523 amino acids. Lineage: Eukaryota; Viridiplantae; Streptophyta; Magnoliopsida; Ericales; Balsaminaceae. Gene Ontology annotation, molecular function: transmembrane transporter activity.
CAGCCAGCGACCAAUUCCAAUCAUUGAAAACGCUCAAACUUAUCAGAAAGAAAGAAAGAAAGAAAGAAAUUGACUUUGUUACAACAAUUCGUCGUCAGCCCCAAAUCCCAAUUUCUUGAGGACUUGAUUCUUUGUUCUAAUAAAUGCCAACCUAAUCAUAUCAUUCAUAUACACAUCUUGUUUCAGUGUAUAUGAUAUAGAGUGCUGCUGCAUUCACAGAUUGAUUGAUUGAUUGAUUGAUGGGGAACGAUGAACAAUCCACGCCGCUGGAGGAAACUGUCCCGUCUGACUCAACUCCUAUUGAGACGACGGAGACAAACACAUCAUCUCCUCUCAACCCCUCCUGGUUCACUCCCAAAAGGCUGCUGGUAAUCUUUUGCGUGAUUAACUUGUUAAAUUAUGUGGAUCGAGGGGCAAUAGGAAGCAAUGGCAUAAAUGGGAAUAGGAGAACUUGCACGGAAAGUGGCAUUUGCACACCUGGAAGUGGAAUUCAGGGUGAUUUUAAGUUGAACAACUUCCAAGAUGGUGUUCUAUCUUCUGCUUUCAUGGUUGGACUUCUCUUGGCAUCUCCAAUAUUUGCAUCACUGGCAAAAAGUGUUAAUCCAUUCAGGCUAAUUGGGGUUGGACUAUCUGUUUGGACAGUUGCCGUUGUCGGUUGUGGUUUUUCAUUUGAUUUCUGGUCCAUCAUGAUCUGCCGUAUGCUAGUUGGUGUUGGUGAAGCUUCUUUUAUUAGUCUAGCCGCUCCAUUCAUUGAUGAUAAUGCUCCUGUUGCCCAGAAAACAGCUUGGCUGGGAAUGUUUUACAUGUGCAUACCAGCUGGAAUUGCAGUUGGUUAUGUAUAUGGAGGACUGGUUGGAGAUCAUCUUGGUUGGCGUUAUGCAUUCUAUGGAGAGGCUAUUUUGAUGUUCCCAUUUGCUAUACUGGGCUUUGUUAUGAAGCCUUUACAAUUGAAAGGUUUUUCUCAUGAUAAACCAAAGGCGACCUUAAGGGAAAUGUUGAAAGAACUCCCAAAAGACGAUGAGGCUGCUGAAGCUGGUGACGCGCUCAUGAGGAAGGAGUCCAAAUGUGAAUGCAUCAAUCUUUCUCAAUUAUCUUUGUUUCUGAUAGACAUGAAAGCGCUUUUGGUGGAUAAGGUUUAUGUUGUAAAUGUUCUAGGUUACAUAGCAUAUAACUUUGUGAUAGGCGCAUAUUCAUAUUGGGGACCGAAAGCUGGAUAUAAUAUAUAUCACAUGACCAGUGCAGAUUUGGUCUUUGGAGGGAUUACUGUUGUUUCUGGAAUAGUGGGAACAGUGGCUGGGGGUUAUAUUUUAGAUUACAUGACGGCGACAAUUUCUAAUGCUUUUAAGCUCCUCUGUACAGCAACGUUCUUAGGGGCGGUUUUUUGUUUCUCUGCAUUCUGUUUUAAAAGCUUGUAUGCUUUUCUGUUUCUUUUCGCUAUUGGAGAACUGCUGGUAUUUGCCACACAGGGUCCUGUGAAUUACAUAUGUCUACAUUGCGUAAACCCUAGCUUAAGACCACUGUCAAUGGCCAUGUCUACAGUCGCAAUUCACAUAUUCGGUGAUGUGCCUUCCUCCCCUCUGGUUGGGGUUAUUCAGGAUAAUCUUAACAACUGGAGGAAAACGGCUCUGAUAUUAACAUCAAUUCUCUUUCUAGCGGCUGCCAUAUGGUUCAUAGGUAUAUUCCUGCACAGUGUGGAUAGGUUUAACGAGGAUGCGGAGACAACAACCACAAGAAAAUCUAACACGACACCAUUGCUGGAAGAGAAGAAGACAGCAGCAGAAGAAGAAGCAGAAUCUUUGGUUGAGAGUUGAAACUUGGUAGUCCACGUCUAACUAUAACAAAUAAUAAUUUGAUCAAUUAUAUGUUUGUGCUGCUUGAAUAUGAAGAAAUCUUAUCUGUUUUAAUUGUAAAUAAUAAUAUCCCUUAUUACUGUUUUUCUGAAGUUAAAGUUGUAUUUUAACAAUAUAUCCCUUA